AUGGUCACAUUACUUCACUUGGGUCUGUUACUGCAGCUGGCGCUUUGGGAAACGACGGAGGCCAUCCACCCAGACUGCGCCCUGGUGGUUCAGCACAUGAAAGCUCAGGAAGAAUGUAACCACAUCCUCAAACAGGAGGAGAACAACCACUCCACCCGGACAGGUUGUCCAACAGUCUGGGACGACAUUCGGUGCUGGUACAGUGCUAAGGUGGGACAGGUGGUCAGCGUCUCAUGUGCUAAUGUUUCCCAGCUGUUUGCUAAUAACCAAGGUUACAUCUACAGGAACUGCACUGAAGACGGAUGGUCUGAGGUCUACCCGUCCUAUGAGGAGGCCUGUGAGUUUGCGGAAGAUGAAGAGACAGAACCAGAGACAACGUACUUCUCCAACUUCAAACAGGUGUACACUGCUGGCUACGCUACCUCCCUCAUCUCUCUCAUCUCAGCCAUUUUUGUCUUCACUGUGUUCAGGAAGUUUCACUGCACCAGAAACUACAUCCAUAUCAACCUGUUCUUCUCCUUCAUCCUGAGAGCGAGCGCUGUUUUCAUUAAAGAUGGAGUUCUUUUUUCUGAUGAAAACCUGGAUCACUGCUUCAUGUCGACUACGUCCUGUAAAUCAGCUGUGGCCUUCUUCCAGUUCAGCAUUCUUGCCAACUACUUCUGGCUGCUGGUGGAGGGCAUGUACCUGCAGACGCUGCUCGCUCUCACCUUUGUCUUCCAGAAAAAAUACUUCUGGUGGUACAUACUGAUUGGCUGGGGUCUCCCAACAACAAUCAUAACGGCGUGGAUCCUCACUCGUAACUUCUAUGAUGACAGGGGGUGCUGGGAUGACACAGAUGUGGCCUUCAUCUGGUGGAUCAUAAAAGCUCCAAUAACUGCAUCACUACUGGUGAACUUCAUCAUCUUCAUCAACGUGAUCCGUAUACUGGUUCAGAAGCUGAGGUCUCCUGGUGUUGGUGGCAAUGACACCAGUCACUUCAAGAGACUGGCCAAAUCCACUUUGCUUCUCAUCCCUCUGUUUGGGAUGCACUACAUGGUGUUUGCCUUCCUGCCAGAAAACACAGGAGCAGAAGCUCGACUCUUCAUAGAGCUUGGUGUUGGAUCCUUUCAGGGAUUCGUUGUGGCUCUGCUCUACUGUUUCCUGAAUGGUGAGGUGCAGGCAGAACUAAAGAAGAGGUUUUGGAAGUGGCAGACUCAGAGCUACCUGAGCUACAGUAAACGACGGCGUACACUGUUCACUGAGAGCAGCACGGUCACUCAGAUUUCUGUUCUCGACAAAUCCAGCCCCAAAGAUCAGCCGGGCUCAGACACACACACCCUCACACACACUGUAACACCCAACAGCAUCUCCACUGUCUGA
Messenger RNA from Toxotes jaculatrix (banded archerfish), 1359 nucleotides. RefSeq names its product pituitary adenylate cyclase-activating polypeptide type I receptor-like. Gene Ontology annotation, cellular component: plasma membrane. Bases 1 to 1359 code for a protein of 452 amino acids. NCBI's taxonomy places the organism in Eukaryota, Metazoa, Chordata, Actinopteri, Toxotidae. Gene Ontology annotation, biological process: cell surface receptor signaling pathway; adenylate cyclase-modulating G protein-coupled receptor signaling pathway. Gene Ontology annotation, molecular function: peptide hormone binding; G protein-coupled peptide receptor activity; vasoactive intestinal polypeptide receptor activity. The transcript has 13 exons. The record is from RefSeq and is a predicted model, not a curated record.